AUGGCGCUUGAGCUUUCCCGCAAAGAGCAUGAACAAAGACAGUCCACAAGUAGCAACCAGCAGCAUCAGUCGGUAAUAACAAUAUUUCAUGCUGAAAUAGUUUCUAACAAUCACUUCCGCGAGGGAUUCUUAAAUAAGCAAUCUUAGUAGUGAAGGGCAAAUUUGGCGUUGCUGAUUCUUUUACUCGUUCACCCCCAUAUUUGUAGACACUUUUCCAAAGUCUUCUGUGAAAACUUUGGCUCAAAAGCACCAACACAAAAUGAUCUCAUCCGCUUGCCUGUUUAACGGUUAGGUAAUCAAUUGCCAUUUCUAAUCCUUUGUGUUACAGCAAAGAAAAGCAUGACUUCCAUACGCUCACUGGAGUCGUAUGAAAUCAGUAUUUUUCAUUGCAACGCCUUCCUUAACUCGAGUGGGGUUCCAAAAAAGUACAGUUUUUAACCAUAAAAUGCUAUGUCAAUAAUAAUGUAUAAAAAUUACGUUCCUCUUUAAAGGAAGAAUUCCCAGUAAGACGUGGUCAGAACUACGAGGAAGACGUUGCUUUAUCACGAGCACUAGAGCAAUCAGCUCUAGACUCGUCAUAUGUGGCUUCCAAAAGAUCUGCCGGAUUGGAGGCCAAGGGUCAAGUUAGACACAUUUCUCUUGGCGGUAUGUUAUUAGUUUUAAAACCAAAUAGAUUUCUUCCCGCCGUUCUCUGCUAUUACUUAAAAUGUCCGCUUUCUAUCCGAUAGGUGAUGUUUUGUCAAAAACAGGAAAUCGACUGGCAAUACCGCUUUGCCUUCCGAACAAUUGUAGAUGGGAUUCGAAGAAGAGUCAGUAUCUUCAAACAGGGGAGAAACGUCACUCGCUGUAUGUUGUGGAAGAAGCCCUUGAAAAGUUGAGGAAGAUUAAAGGUACGCUUUUCAAUAAGGUGCUUUAAUUGAGCGAUCGACCUGUUAAGAGUAAAAUAAAAAAGUUAGGUUUUCAAAAAAUCAUGGUUAAAUGAUAGAACUCAACAGAAUUGGCCUAUGGCACGGCUGUUAACAAAAGGACACGUACACUCUGUUUGAACGUAGAAUCGCUAAUUUUAUCAUAUACAUUAUAUCUUCUAGGUCCGGUAUGUGUAGUAUCUAUUGCCGGCCCAUACAGAAAAGGAAAGUCAUAUAUUCUAAGUGAAGGAUUUGAUCAGCCACAAGUAUUUCCUCUUGGACAUCACAUGGACCCUGAAACAAUGGGAAUCUGGCUUUGGAUUGUACCUGGAAUCUUCAAGGUUAAUUCAAAACUACCUGUCAUUUAAAUCAGUAAUAUUGCAAGUAGCCAUUCAUAUGAUAUGUUUGUAAUUACUUUAAAGGCAAUAAUUCUUAGUCAAUUUAGGAGGCUUUUUGUCCCCUUACCCCAUUGAACCCCUGCUACAGCAGCCAUGUGUCAAAGACGCACACGGAUAAAGGCAUUCUUCACACGCCUGAGAUGUGACGUCCACUAUACAACACCAAUCCUCCCUGUAACAUUUUUGUUUCCUUUCUGUGUGCAUGAUAAUGCGGAGGGGAAUGGGAGUUGGGGACCAUUAGGAAAGAAAAUCACCCAGCCCUCGACAGAGUAAGCAAAACGACUAGCAAAUUGCAAACGGUGAUCUUCUACUGUCCUAACUCGUACAAAACUUACCCACGUGUUUUUGUGCAUUCUUAAUAUGCAUGAUUCCAUUGAUGCUUUCCUCUAGGACUCCAGGGGCCAGAGGUUCACCGUGGUAUUACUUGAUUCCGAAGGAAUUGACUCUGUUACCGGUGAAGGACUCGAUGACAACCAGAUUUUUACUUUGACAGUAUUGCUGGCAUCGGUUCUAAUAUACAACUCACAAGGUGUUCCUACCCGGCGGGAUCUCGAAGGACUUGAGUAUCCUUAAACAUGAUAUUAAGUAUUUAAGUCUCAUAUUUUUCGUAUGCAGGAUCACCCUACCGUGGCACUUUUAAAACAUUUUUGAUUUUUAUUGGUUAUGCACGAUAUAAGAUAUGAUAUGUAUAUGAUGUAUAUCAAUGAUGUGAUAUAUUUUUAACAGUUAUUCCAUUAGUGCGCGUUGGAUGUGAGAUGGUAGAGGCCAACUAGGCACGUAGCGCCGAGUUGCCUAUAACCAUCUCAUAUCCAACAAGCGCGAGUGAAUAAUCUUUUAUUAAAAACGUCCAAAAAAUAUGGAGAAUUCUUCCCGACUUUAUUUGUAAAACAACCGAUUUUCAGCUUGUUCUUAAUUUUGAGCAGACGCGUACAGUUACCAUAUCUGGAGAGCAUGGUAUAAUGGCUCAUAUACCAUGAUGGCUAAGCCAGUCAAAGCUCUAAAAUUGCAUUAUCCAAUAAUCAGGUUUUAAUAAAUAUAUAACAAUUAUUCACUGUAGUGGAGCUGGCUAGUGGUGGUGGAUAUUUAAAACAAUUCUGAAAAAAAAAUUAUUAAAUUUAGUUUUAAGCUUAUUUAUAAACAAGUCAAAGUAACGCAAGACAUUGUAAACAAAAAACUUUUUCACCUGUUUUAUCGAUGAAUUCAAGUCAAAGCUUUACCUGUUAAAACUUCCAAACCGAACUUCGUCACCUUCUUCGUGUAUGUCGGGAACAGCUUGCUUGAUUACUUGUGAAAUUUCUUUGUUUCAGUACGGCAGCAAACCGGGAAGGCAUUUUGCUCGCAACUUACGUGAGUUUGGCGUCGCUCGCUCAAAGGAACUGGAGGUGCAUCAGUGAAUAGUGCAGGAUAUUCACUGAUUUAGUAGCCAACCAGAGCGCGCGAAAAACACUAUCCCCUGUUUUAGUGUAUGCUAAAUAUAUUUAAGCAAAAGACCACGCUUUCUAUGGGUUUACCUGCGUGAUAGCCCAUGCGGGAUGUUGGGAGAACACGAGAAAAGCUUGUAAAUCACGAGCCGAAGAAUGUAGUUUUCUUUAACCAUUACCCAGGUUUAUUGUUAAGUUAUCCCAGCGCAUCGAGGUACGAUCAAAAACAAAAAGUGUUGCUGGAAAAAGACACCAGGACUCAGAGUUUUUUCAUAAAACAUUUCCUUUCUUUAUCUGGCUGCUGCGAGACGUUGCCCAGGAAAUCCCACGAGAUUGUCGCAACAUCAAGGACUACUUUCUCAAGAAGGUAAACCUAUACUUAAUAGGUAAUAGCUAGGAUGACGCAUUUAAAAUUACCAUAGGCAAAAUGCGUGACGAUGCCAAGAAUCGACUGAGAUGUUGCAGUGAUAAAAAUGCAUAUAGGUAGAUUGGCUAUGUAAAGGUUAUUGGAAUAGUAAGUUAUGAUUAUGGUAAUUUCUGGUUUGGAACCCAGCAAAUGAAGAUUUUCUUACCUUUUUUACACAGAUUAGUAAAAGGUUUGCUUCUCGUUAGGCUAAUCAUUUUCAGUUUCAGGUGCAUAGUUUAGAAAGAAGUGUAAACAUUUUUAACAUAUAUUUGAGUCAUAAUUUUUGCAAAGGCCUGUUGAAGUGCUCUGCUAUUUUCUGGAGCUACAUCGGGUCCGCCACCUCUCUGUCUUAACAUGACGUCAUCAUCCAAUAAUUUUCCUGUUUUUUUUUAUGAUAAAUGAAUACAGAGCUCCAGUUAAAUAAUGGAAAAACUAUUCCAAAUCCUCAAAUAUUGAUCAGGGCAAGCUAAUGGGGAAGAAAAAGCCGGGUAAAUUAACCCUAUUCCGACUGGCCUUGUUUUUCUUCAUGCGACCGAAGGGGCGGAGGAGAGGGUGCUCGCCCCCUAUAACUUCAAAAACCGCUCAUGCUAUGUCCACCAUAGUUACACAGAAUAAUGUACUCAUCGUUUUCAACUUCUGGGUAUAACUUGAUGGGCAUAAUGACGUUAUCUGACGUGACAUCAUGAUCAUGACGUCAUAAUUCUGAAUUUAGAUAAUUCAAAAUGGCGGAUCCAAGAUGGAGGAUGCUUUCUGUUCCUUUUUUCGUAAUAAAUGACAUGACAUUAUCAUGACAUCACUGUAACUGUUAAUGAUCAUUUAUGUGUUAGCUAACUUCUUGACUUUAUCAGAAACCUUACUAUUUAAGUAUUUUUCGCUUAAUGCCUACUUUGAGGGAAACUUGAAUUCCGCAAAUAUGUUCAGCAUUAUGAAGUCAUGAUGGCGUCAGAUUAAAACCCCUAUAAAUCUAGGUAUUCUUAAUAGAAAAAGUGAUCCGCGUUUAAAAGGAUGCUGAGCAACAAGCAAAAAGAUCUGCAAAAUGUGAAAUUUUGAAGGAAAUGAACACGAUUGAAAAUUUAAACUCAGCAUCUGCCAUUUGAUCAUAUUAAACUUUUUUUUUUCAUGCUAGUCAUUAAAAGGCCGAGAUUUCAUUAAAACUUACAAUAACUUUGAUUGAAUGAUGCUAAAUAAAGUGUAAUAUAACAAUGCAGUCAGUAAACAGUAAAAAAACUCUGUUGCCAUGGUAACGUAAAUAUUGACGCACGAUAGCUUGAUAAUAUCCCAAGAUAAAUUUUAGGAAAAGGUGCGAAGAUUGGUGGUCAUAGCUUGAACGGUUUUAAAGUAAUUUAGUUUUUUGGAGAGGGUUGAAGCCCCCACGGUCUGAAUAGGGUUAAGCCAAUAAAAAAACGACGAAAUAUUUGAAUGUGUUAUGGGCUUUUGGUGUGGACAUUCCCAAUAUCUUUUUGUAAUUUACCUACGAAUUAAAUAAACGUUGACAUUCAUUACACCUUCCGUGAGAAAAAUUUUCCACAUCUGAACCGUUUCUGUAAUUCCGAAUUUUCUGUGAGGUCUGAAAUGACCACUUUUGAAAUACAUAUCUUAAUUUUUUGCAGGUUUUUAAGGUCCAUGAUUCAUCCUCUGCAUCUCCGGAUGACCAGCAGAAAGUUGCUGAAAGCAUUUUAAGCUUUUUUCAUGGUUUCGAAGCGUUUACUUUGCCAUCUCCCACCGUUGAUCCAGAGAUGCUAAAAAGCAUCAAUGACAAUAGAAGGCGGAUAAAUCCUUUGUUCCUGAGUGGCUUAGAGGCAUUCAAACGGCUACUGGGAGACGUUUUGACUCCUAAAAAGAGUUUCAAUGAAGGAGAGCUGGUUGCAGGAGAAGGUAUAUAUCUGUUACUAAUCUGGAAAAAAGGCGCUUUUCUUGAUGCCUUUAGAGUGAAACGAUAAACUGAAAAAACAUCCGUAUCUGUCGGCGCUAAUUAUACAGAAGGGUCUGGAGAGAGUUUAAGAAUGGGGAUUGAGACUGGAGCGCGCCUCGAUUGAGGGAUUUACCCUGAUUCUGGUGACGCUUUAACUCCUUGCCUAAGCGACUUUGAGAAAAAAAAGAAGCGACCGUUUAGCGGUCCAGUGAAAAGAACGCUUGGAAAGGCAGUUGCAUUCCCAAGCUGUUGCUUUACCAAGAAACUUUACGUCAUAGAAAGUGCAGCGUACGCGGUUAUAUUCCGAGGUGUUUGUGUCAAGGCUCGAACGAGCGAGGUACGAGCGAUUGAAAUAGUUUUCUUAAUGUAACACAUAUUACUAAGAGCAAAUCACAAAUAGUAGAACCAAGUGCAAAUUUAAUAGCAAUGCAAAUCUCGCAGCACAUCUUGUCCUCAUCGUUCUGAACCAAAGAUUCACUUGCAAAAUUUUAAUCUAGUAGGUACAUUACAAAAGACAGACCUCAGCGACGUGCGUUUCUAAUAUUGUUCUCCGUCUUUCUUUCGAACUUGAAGUAGAAAAUAUACCAUUAACACGUCGAGAUCUCUUGCAUCAAUAUUUUCGAACUCUCUGGGCUCGUUCCUUGAAAAUUAAAACUUUUUCAAGAACGAAACAUCUCUCUGUGUUUUGCUUAAUUUGUUCUUGUUUUCUUGAGCAGCGGCACAAACUCUUCUAAGGAGUAACCAACCAACACAAACCUGUUAAUAGUUUUCUUUCGUCCCCGCCAUUUUCUGUAGAAAAACUUGGAGGCGCCUCUAAAAAGCCGCCAAAUCUGGAAAGCCAUUUGAAUGCAAACGAUGAACAACUCUGAUUGGCUCAAAGGUAUUUACGCUGUCGUUGAAUGGCUAUACUUCCACUCGUGAAAACAGCUGUACCGCCCAUUCUGAUUGGCUGUAUAAGCUUUUGUCGCUUGUGAAAACGUACAAAGGGUAUAAAUUUAUACAAAGAAGCUUUAAGAAACAAAGGUCUCGGAAUACGUGUAAUAAUCGCAAUUGUUUAUUCCAGUGGCCUGAAUAAAGUUCUGAUUUAUUGUCAUUUUCCAGGUCUCGCUGCAUUGGUUCAGUUUUACGUUGAAGCAAUUAAUAGUCCAGGAGUAAUUCCUAAUGUCCAGAAUGCCUGGGAAGCCUUUGUGGAGAUGAAGUGUUCCGACACUAUAAAAAGAGCCCUGGAAACUUACGAAAAUGUUAUGAAGUCAAAGCUGAAAGGCAAGCUUCCUUGUGAUAAUGGCGAACUACGUAAGGUACAUGGAACUGCAUUUGAAACAAGUGAAGCUUACUUCAUGGCAGAAACAGCGGGAAUUUCCACAAGCACCACUGAAACGUAUCUAAACAAACUAAAGGUUCGUUUAAAAGAAGUAGUAGUUCAGUGACCAGUAUUUGUUUAUUCUAUUCAGAUCAGGGGUGGGUUGGGUUGUUGUUAGCAGGGUUGAAUGAAUGCGGAGAGUCCUGUUUUACGGAAUGUUUCACUAUCCUUGAUACCGCCGCCUCUGGAUUCCAGUUAAAGAUUAAGGAGGCAAUAGAGAAACCUAUUCUAAAUCAAUAGGUGAAACAUGUAAACUUGUCACUUUCCAUGUAACUUAACUGAUAUUUCUGCUAUUUUUUUUUCUCCUCGUUGUUCUUUUUUCACAUUUAGCUUCCACCGAAAUCGCUGUAAUUAGCAUUUUCAAAUUGUAACUACUUCUCCAACUUAAGAUAUUCAAAUUGUAACGAGCUUCUACAACCGAAGAUGGCAUAAGUUUGCCGGAACAAUUGUCUUGUAAAUUGAAAACUGUAGAGUUUUUUUUUUAAAUUAUUGUGAAAAUUUCAAAAUAAGUUAAGCUACCUAUUAUGCAGUUUAUUCUUAUAACAGUAUCCAAUUAGAACAAUUUUCCGUGUAAAAUAGCUCCACGCAAUCACAAUUAUCUAUAGUUGUGACCUCUCACGUGAAAACGCUCACUAACGGCCCUGUUAAACGGGUGAAUCGCAGGGCUACUACCCCGCGAGCAGAGGUUUGGCUUUAAGCGUUUACGAAUGCGUUGGUGUCGCUUGCCGGUGAGUAAUCUCGUAGUUGGUUUGUCUACGUAUUAAUAUUGAAAGUGAAGAAUGAUCAUCGCGGUAAAUUUCUCUUUUUAUUUAUUUAAUUUUAUUUUUUUAUUAUUAAAAUUAAAAAAAAAUCGAAAGCCCUGGUUACAAACGGCUUACUUAUCCGUUCGAACGAGGCCAUCGAAUGGCUGAACGGAUUAUUAAGUAUUCCGAAGAAUAUGGAGAAGUUCCUUAGAAACUGAUGUCCGGGUUCAGUUUGUCUAUUUUUUUCUGCUGGCCAUUCCCGGUUUUAAGCGUCCUUUUUCUUUUGUCAGGAACUUUUAAGUGUGAAGUUGAUCGCAUGGCAGACCGAGAAUGCGAAGUUAACAAGAGAAUUAUGUAACGAUCUACUUACUCAGCUCAAACAGAAUCAUCUGGAUCCAGUCCUUCGACGACUGCAGGGAAAAGAAGCGGCCAAAAUGUCCUUUGAGGAGGUCAUUGCCGGGUACAAUAAGAUCAAAGAGGAUUACUACAAUUCCGCAAUUGGUGCCAAAGAUGUUAUUGCUGCUGUUUUCUUCGAAUUCCACCCAGUAAGACCCUACUUUACUAAUUAGCACUUUUUGAUAGUACUAUGAUUGGCUUUUCUUUCGCUCGUAAUUCUACAAGCAACUAAGCAGGAAAAAGACGUGAUUUUGGUGUAAUCGUAGAAUUAUAAUCGAAAGAAAAGUUGCCUUUGUCUACACUCUUAUAGAUUAUAAAAAUAACGUUUAAACGCCCUGAAAAUUUUAGCCUGAUAUUGAAAAAAUGACAACAUUACCAGCCUAUGCAUCGUUUAGACCAUUAGCACAGACGCAAGGAUAUAUGUAAGCUUUUCUGAUAGGCGGGUUCCUUUAGGGUUUCUUAUAAGCCUCACGAUUGGCCUAUUUCGUACGUGUUGGUGACGGUUGGGCGCAGUGACAUAUCAAAAUUCACAAAGAGGUUGGCAAGGAGCGUAUACUGUGAGCAAGUAUUCUCGAGUAUUCUGCCAUCUAGCUGACAGUUCUAGCGUCAAAAUAAUAAUGAUAAUAAUAAUAAUAAUAAUAAUAAUGAUAAUAAUGAUGAUGAUGAUGAUGAUGAUGAUGAUGAUGAUGAUGAUGAUGAUGAUGAUGAUGAUGAUGAUGAUGAUGAUGAUAAUAAUAAUAACAGCAACAACAACAAAAUAUACAAUGUAGUUAUUCAGGUCAAAGCAUUUCGAAGAAAGCCAAAGAAACUGAGGUUAUUUAGCCACAAUAAAGAGCUUAAGGGUUUAACAGAGGUAAAAGAAUCAUUUAAUAGCAAACUGCCUCUGUGAUAAAAUCCUGUCAGAAAACACCUGAAGUAACGUAAACCACAGGAACUAAUUACUCAAUAUGCAUGGAACAGACCAGCUUUAAAACCUCCAAAAAUGAGAUUACUCAAAGGGGCAAAAAUAAGAUUUGCUCAGUCAAAGUUUAGAAUAAUCUAAGCAAAAAGAGAACAAGAAAAACCUCUGUUGUUCAAGGUGACUCUAAUGUCACGUUUCACAAUAUCACGAGCUCAUUCUCUCUUGCCACGAACUAUGAGUCGUUUUUGGCAUGUCAACACUUUAUUUCAAAACAGACUUAUCACAAACUGCGUAAGAAACUAGCUAAUCAAAAACGCCGACGUAUGUCUUUGCGACUCUGCAGGAUUCUCAAGCAGGAUUCGAACACGAUAUUGUGCACGCAGACGCAGACGCUCUAUGCAGGGGUUUAGAGUGUCUGCGACACAGGCUAACUAGAAAGUUGAUUCCCAUUUGAAAUAUAUUGUUUGGGGCCAGGGUCCUCUAUGUGAAAAAUGGCUAUGUGUUUUAAGAAGGAAAAACAAAUUUGCGUCUUAAACCUGGAUGGCCAUUUUCUCACUUUAAGGCAUUUUGAAAGACCCAGAAAUGGACGACAACCACAGUUAGCCGUCGAACCUUCCUUGCUCGAAACUAGAUCCCAGGAAGAAGUGAUCGCAUUUUUUUUUAGUUAUUGGCAUGCGCUAUUUGACCUUUAUUUUUCGUUCUUCUUAUCAUUCUCAAAGGCUCUUUGUGAUCACUUCAGGAAUUGAUGAACCUUUUUUUAUAUUCGUUGUGUGCCCAGCCGGUGGUAGUGGAGUUUUGAACAAGAAUUUCAGAUAUUGAAAGCGGAUGCUCACGCGCAGUAUGCUUGAUUUGUUUAGAUAUCUUAUUCAAGCGCAUAAACUAAUUGUACGUCAGGCUGACCUGAAGAAUAAAGUCCUUUCUCUAUUUUAUGGCAUGGCAUAUCAUAGGUUUUAAGCUUCUCCCUCUCCUUAUAUCAGUUGACCAUUUUAGCAUUCUAGUGGAAGCCUUAGAACUGCUGCCAGUUUUAACUGAUCACCCUUGACAGUAAAACACCUCUUGCCAGCAUUACGAAAACAAAGCAGGAAGACCUGUUGUCUUCUUCUUUCAAUCCAACUCGAAAUCCGAACCUGCUAUUUCAAGCAUGCAUUGAUUGGAAAAAAUAGACGUUCAAGGCACCGACCAUUAUUGUUAGUUGUUUACGAGUGGCAAUAUUACCUUGACUAUUGUUUAUCUUCCAUACCAACGGUAGUUGUUUCAGUUGACCCUGUUCCAGGCUUUAAGAUGGUGGGGCGGAACGGAGCAAAGAAAGUUGAGCAGGGAUAACAGUAAGGUGGAAGAGUAGGAGGUGGGAGCCGUGGAACGCCUGUGGUACUUUUAAACAAACGCUCGUUCCGAUAUACUGGCUCAGAUUCUGUUAUACCCUAAGGCUUAGCCUGAAUUUCAUCCGAUUACUUUGAGCCGUUAUUACUCCCUCAGUAACGUCUGAAUCGACCGGCCGUUACUGCCAUCCAGUGACGUCACUACUUCUUUGUUUUAAUUCAUGGGAAAAGUAAAACACGAUUUUCAAGUGGCAAACCAUGAAACAUCGUUUGGAAAUGUCUACAUGAUGCUGAACUGCUUUACUCUUUUCGAUCGUAAUUCAUGUUUAACGUUCAUACUAUCAACUGUAUGCAGUACUCUGAGCCGGUUGUAAUUCAACAAUCAAACUCGGUCGCAAUCACGUAAUGAAAUAACUACACACACGGAACACUUAGUUCAAAAACACAGCAAUUUCAUUUAAUUGAAAAAGAAAUAAAGCAAGGAAAACAAAGCAAGCAAAAAAAGGAAAGCUAACAGAAUCAUUACACUUGAUGGUGGAAAUGACAAGAAGGUCGAGCUAUAACUUAAGCCUAAAUCUCCGCUGAAACUUCGCAAAAAAACAAAUCACUGGGGAAACCACAAAGCGGCUUUAAAUAAAAAACCUACCGACUCUCCGCAAUGAUUCUUCAUUCUUAGUUCAAGACAACGGUAAUUUUGCUGUUUACGAUACGAUUAUCAAAAUGUUUGAACUCCACGCAAGCAAGCCAAGGAUGCGAUCUACUGAGUAUCAAGCGACAAUCAUCACUAAAAUUUCUCAUAAUUAUACAUAAUGAUGCGAAUGUUUAGACAAUCAAGGAAUCAAAAGCACUACCCGGUUAUCGGGUAGUGACGUCACUGGACGGUAUUGACGGUCGGUCGAUUCAGGCGUUGAUGAGAGGAGAAAACGACUCGAGGCAAUCGGAUGAAAUUCAUGUUACCCUUAGGCUAUGAUAGGUUUAUUUUGACAGCUCUAGUCAGCACUCGAAGGUCCAUCACCUUGAUUGGAAAUGUGAUGCGACAACGCUAGAGAUAAAAAAAUGAGUUCGUCUUGAACGCGCGGUGAAUGUGGCAUGUUGCUAUUUCUACUUUUUUCUCGGUAGGCCCUUUUGAAAGAACAAGAACAAUAUUUAGGAUUGCUGGGACAACUGAAAGACUAUGAUGAGGUACUAACCCAGGAACUUGCAGCUAAGGCUUAUCAAGAACAGGAGAGGCAAAGACUUGAGGUAUCUUUUUUUUCUCUUACUUCCAUUUCUUUCUCAAUAAUAAUAAUAAUAAUAAUAAUAAUAAUAAUAAUACUGAUAAUAAUAAUAGUAAAAAUAAUAAUAAUAAUAAUAACAAUAAUAAUUUUAAUUUUAAUAUUAUUAGUAAUAAUUUUUUACAGGAGGAACAAGAGCGAUUGCGUCAAGAGAAUCUGGCAGUUAAAAAAGAGGUAAUACUAUGUUCGCAUGCAGUUAUCAUUAUAUGGUAUGAGUUACAUCACCAUUUCAUGUAUAUUUGGAUCUUCAACAAUGUUAACCGGCGGCUGGUAUAUCGAACCAAAAUGCCCACUGCGAGAGUUUGUCCGAAACAUACACAUUUGGCCGAGAUUGGAAAAUUUUAAUUUUUGAGGAAAAUCACAGAGUCAGCUAUAUUCCAUCAAGCCAGAAAGGAGUUUGAUUUUCCUGCUUCCAUUUGAAAUUGAGACUAACUCUGUUGACUUUGUUUUGCGACCGAAAAAUCGUAGGGCAAAUAUCGUUGAGGAAGGGUUAUAUCGCCCGAAACCAGUCCUCCGAUUGAGCACCACGUGAUCCAAAAAUAGCCAGCAAAAUCGCGCGAAAAAUAAUCGGCUAUAUAUCAGGGGCACCCAACGAGAAUAUGGUUCAAAACCACUUAAACAUAGCAUUGUUAAACGUAUUUUAGUAUUUAAACGGUAGAUAUAGGCAUAUUUUUAUCCCCUAAACAUUUUUCAUCUGUUCGGAUUUCCUAGCUGAGAGUCUAGUGAUCCGAAAAUUAUAGGGACCAAAACUUACCUUUUCGAAAGCUUCAGCCAGGUAAAAGGCUCCCGAAAAUUCUAGGUGAUCUUUUUAGGGUAAAAAUCCGUUAAAAAUGGGCAAUUAUACCAUUUUUUAGAUGUUCGAAAGUCCUAGGAGAGGCAGGCAAUCAAAAAAUUUUACAACAAAUGUUCCGAAAAUUCUAGAUCUCAAAUCGUCUUCCGAACAGAUAUUUUCCGAAAAUUGACGUUGGGUACCCCUGAUAUAUAUAGGCUAAAUAACCAAAAUGUGAACGAAACUGGAUUUUCUGUGUUGUGCUUAUUUACUGAGUUUACAGAGUGAAGUUUGGCAAGGGCGUUUGAAGAUCACGGCUCGAUAACAAUUCCAAUAGGCGAGAUUCGUAUUCCCGGGGCGCGAAAGCGAAGCUAAUGCGGGUCACUUCUCACGAAUAAGACAAACAAACAUGCUAAAACUGCAGAUGAGUUGCCGAAAAAAAAGGAAAAUUUGAAACGUUGAUAGGUUUUGGAGAUGUCAAAACUUACUUACAGGCUUGAGAAAUCAUUGUUUCAAACAGCAAAAGGAAAAUCAGCUCAUCAUCACUGAGAAUAACAACAAGUCUAACCAGAAAUUGACCGAAAUAGUGGUCGGUGAGUGAGUUCAAUAAAAACGCGAAGAUGGUUUCAAAACCUUAAACAAGGUAAUACCCUGAAGCCAUUUUGAUGUUAUUUUUAGUGAUGAUUAAAACGUCUUUAAGCCACACCUUCCAUUGGAGUGUAGUUACUUGUCGAAAGCCUUCAAGUUAAACUGAAACCUUCUUUUUAGUAGACAUUCUUUCAACGGAACGAAUGCAAAAUCUUGGUAUUUGAAAAAAAUAAUAAAAAAAAAAAAACCGACGGGGUAGCCAUUCUGCAUAAAUUCCUUACACUGUAAGGAAGUUAAAUCGGUUUAGACAAAGAUGACUAAAGUAAUAUGGGUUAUUUAAACAAGUUUAAAUUUAGCUUACAUUAUAUAUCAAAAUAUUCAGUCACAUAAAGAAAAACGAACGCACAUUUCACUCGACAAGAACUCGAACACAGAAUUUUAUACAAACGAUAUACUGAGCAGUUUAAACUCCAUUUUACAGAUAUACACUCUAAAUCAGAAAGACCUGUUUUAGCCCUAAAAACAGGGCCGUUUCGGUGAGUAAAAUACAGUCCUAUUUUUGGGUCUAAUUUGGCUCCCUUAAAUCAGGGCCAAUACAGUCCAAUUAGCUAGGGCUGAUUUGGUUCCAGGGCUGAAAUGGGCCCUACCGUGGGCUGGAAUAGCCUUUUGAUAGAGCUUUUUUGGCCUAAAUUGUGCUCAAAUGGCUCCAAGAAGGGCUGAAUCAGACUUUGGCCUGCAGGGCUGAAUUCACACUUCGGGGCUGAAACAGAUCUAUUAAUUUACAGUGUACACAGGAGAGUAAAAUGGAAUACUAAGAAGUAAGAUAAUUAAAGGGAGUAAAGUAUUGUCAUUUUAACACACUUUACCCUUUUCAAGCUUAAAAAGUUUACUUCUUCUUUUGGCUUUGUUGCUUUUUUCCUUUCUUCUGUAGCCUGCGUGGCAGGCGUUUGAAAGGGAAGGGAAAGGGAGUUUUAGGUGCGAGAGAAACGCGAGGGGGGCGCGAGGAGGGAGGGAGGGAAACGCCUGCCAGGAGACCAUUGUUUUUCUCGUUUUUAACAUCCACCAGGCGAAUGUUAAAAUCCUAAUUGGUCCGUCUUCAAAACAUGUCAAUCAUAGCCUUAAUACCUUAAUCAGAUUGGCUGAAAUCAACAUCACGCUGAGUAACUUAAUCGAUCUUUCAGUAAUCAUUUAAAAAUAUGCUGUUAGUGAGGCGUGAUGAGAUUUCUGUAUGGAAUUCAUCGCUUUAGAACGAUUAGAAACUGAAGCUAGGCAUCAAUGUCAGCUAGAAGAAAGCAGUUAAAAGACUCAUAUGAAGGAAAAGACCUGUCAGCUAGAUGAGUUUUGCUGACUGGUUUUGAGAAGUCUUGUCUCCCAACAGCUUGUUUUACUCACUAGAAGAAAGAAAGGAAAAAUCAUGCUGCCUGUGUGCUUGUUAUCUGCUGUUUGACCUCAAACGCUUACCACGCAGGCUACGCUUUAUCAACGACCAGAUUGUUGAAAACGAAGCGAUCUAUAAUCCUUAGCGGUUUUUGGUUUGAGGACUUCUUGCUGGUUAUAGACGUUAUAAAGUCGCCAGGAACUCCAGUGCGAGAGUCAGCGAAGUGUUUGUAAUUAAUUUCUCCGACAAACAUUGCAUGCAAGCUGGGAAGUCCAACACGACAUUUCAGCAAAAACGUAAUAGAUUUAAGCUGGAUUUUAUAUAACAAGCCACGCAUGGUUGCAACUUUCUUCCUUCAACAGACGACCGCAUUUAUACUUUUUCUUAAUAGUACCUUCACUUCAGAUUUCUUGUUUUAGGAAAACAAAAGAAAAACAAUACGCGAAAUACGACUUAAAUAAGCUCAUCGCGGCCAGACUUAUUUGACAGCUAGUCAUUCACAGUUGCGUUAUUUUUGCAUACAUAAUUAGUAGGCGGGAUGGCAAAAACAAUGGUUUCCUGGCAGGCCUUUCCCUCCCUCCCUCCCUCCUCGCGCGCCCCUCGCGUUUCCCUCGCGCCCCCUUUCCCUUCCCUUUCAAACGCCUGCCACGCAGGCUAUUUCUUCUGUUAAGUGCGAUCAUCUUUUCCCACAAUUUUGUUGUUGUAACAGAUGCCCCUUUGGCUUACUGGUAAGUUUAAGCUUUGAAAUCUUACUUCUUUUAAGUUUUCUAUCUUUUUCCAGCGACUCAGCGGCAAAUUACCUAUGUUUGUUUUUGUUUUCGCAAAAAAUUUGACCCGCGUUCGCCUCGCAAUCGUGCUCGUCCCAGGGCAGUCGGGGAAUACGAAACCUGCCUAUUCAACACGAACUCAUAGAAAGACCAAUUAUGAUAAGUUGGGGGUGAAAACAUUUAUUGUUAGUUUCAUGUCCAAUUGUAGAUGGAGAUGUUAGGGCGAAAACAGCAUGAGGAAAGAAAGAAGUUCAGCGAGCAGAUGAACAAUGAACUUCAGGCGCAGAGGGAGCAGAUGAACAACAUGAUGGAAGCAAAUAUGGAGCGAGCGAGAAAGGAGAGAGAGGAUUUUAUGCAGGAAAACCAACAUCUCAAGAAAGAGUUCCUGUCAGUUCAGAAAGCAAACGAAGACAACAUGAAAAUGAUUGAAAAACUCAGAGAUAUGGUGGCUAAGCAAGAGGAAGAGAAACGUCGUAUUAGUAUUGAAAUAGAAAAAGCAAAGAAUGCCAGGGACCAUGAAGACAUCAUGGCAAAGAUGGAGGCCAAACACAAGGAAGAACAGGAAAGGUUGCGUCGCGAUAUGGAGGCCAAGAUGGAAGCGAAUCGUCAGGCCUUGGCACAGGAAUACCAACAGGCUGCGGCAGAAGCUCGAGUGCAACAGUUGGACGAAAUGCAAGAACAACUCUACCAGGUGGGAAAACAGUUAGAAGAAGUUAAAAAACCAAACUUUCUUCAGAGGGCAUGGUCUGUAGUCAAAGAAGUAGGCGGUGCUGUGGUUGACGCUGGCGCUGCUGUUGUUAGGAAAGUGAAAGAUAAUUGUUCAGUGAUGUAAUAAAGUACAAGUACAUGUAUCAUUUUUAUGAUCCUUACAUUUUCAGUUUAUGCAAUUAAAAUAUUUUUGGCCCUUAGGGCCUCAGUUUGGUCUGGGCGGGCCCCUCUGCCCCUCCCCUGGAACUACCACUGGGUAUAAAAGCGUAGUGAGAAAACUGUGAGAAGUUGAUCUGAAGAAAAAAGGGAGAAAGAAGAAAGAAAAGAUGACGUGCAUUAAAGGUCACGCUUUUCUGAAAGCUUAACGCUUUGUCAGGAUAUAGAUUUUUAAAAACAGUGUUUUUAAAAUCAUUUCAAUUACAAUAAGUAGUGUCAAUCUGUCCACAGCAUCACAACCGAAACGACACUGGUCAAACAUCACUUUUACCACUGGGAUUUAUACAAGAAAGUUUCUCGUUUAUUACUUAGUUUUGAUUGUAGAAUGCUUUGUUUUUUUGUUCCAAACAAGAAUCGAAUAUCUGAGACUCAAUCAUAAAUGGUUAGCAGAGGAGAGUCCGCAAAACAGAAUAAAAGCUCAGAUAAAAAUGAUUGUGUCAGUCUUUUUGUAUUUGUAUUUGUAUUUUUCUUACUUCACUCACUGUGCCUAAAAGUCGAACAUUUCUUCGGGUAAGCUAUUUCAGAAUUAUGGUGC
Molecule: messenger RNA, 15996 nt
Organism: Porites lobata
Lineage: Eukaryota; Metazoa; Cnidaria; Anthozoa; Scleractinia; Poritidae
Source: the annotation of a GenBank genome assembly